Molecule: messenger RNA, 1497 nt
Organism: Penicillium riverlandense
Lineage: Eukaryota; Fungi; Ascomycota; Eurotiomycetes; Eurotiales; Aspergillaceae
Product: glycoside hydrolase family 15 protein
Exons: 3
Coding region: 1-1497 (498 amino acids)
Biological process (GO): polysaccharide metabolic process
Cellular component (GO): fungal-type vacuole
Molecular function (GO): glucan 1,4-alpha-glucosidase activity
Source: RefSeq, a predicted model, not a curated record
AUGCUGUUUUCCAAUAUUGUGGCGAUCGCAGCCCUCAUGCCGGCCGUCACAGCGUCGACGCUGCGGCCGUCUCCCGUUGCACUCCAGCGUAUACUGAACAACAUCGGUGCGAAUGGAUCUGAUGUGGCUGGAGCCUCCGCCGGCGCCGUGGUAGCCUCUCCAUCUACAUCAAACCCUGACUGUAAGUUUGCACAAGGUAGUACCGUGCCUCGUACAAGAUUAACAAUAUAUAGACUUCUAUACCUGGACCGGGAUGCGGCUUUGACCUUUAGCAUGGUCGUUGAACGGUCUCUGGCUGGCGAUAAUUCCCUAGAAUCCCUUAUCCACCAGUACAUUGCCGCUCAGGCCAAGCUGCAGACUGUCUCUAACCCAUCUGGGGACCUCUCAGACGGCACUGGGCUUGGCGAGCCGAAAUUCUACCCUAAUCUCACAGCGUUCCUGGGUUCCUGGGGCCGCCCUCAGCGGGACGGACCGGCUCUGCGAGCGUCCACUCUUAUUGCUUAUGGCAAACACCUGAUGGCUGCUGGACAGCAGUCGGUGGUUAAAUCGAAUAUCUGGCCUGUUGUACAGAACGAUCUGUCUUACGUCGCCGAAUACUGGAACCAGACCGGAUUUGAUCUGUGGGAGGAAAUAGAGGGCUCUUCUUUCUUUACGAUCGCCGCGCAACACCGCGCAUUAGUGGAGGGCGGUGCUUUUGCUGCAGCGCUCGGUCAAUCGUGUGAUGGCUGUGACUCGCAGGCCUCGCAGAUCCUUUGCUUCCUCCAAGAUUUCUGGAAUGGUACAGCUGUGAUCGCCAACCUGGCUGCCAACGACGGCCGCUCAGGACUGGAUGCGAACUCGUUGCUUAGCUCUAUCCACACCUUCGACCCUGCCGCGCGUUGCGAUGACACCACAUUUCAGCCCUGCUCUGCACGUGCUCUCUCAAACCACAAGCUAGUCGUCGACUCUUUUCGCUCUCUCUAUGAGGUCAACAGGGGAAAGGCUGCCGGGAGUGCAAUUGCCAUCGGUCGCUAUGCAGAAGAUACCUAUCAAGGCGGAAAUCCAUGGUAUCUAUCCACAUUAGCGGCCGCGGAGCAGUUGUACGACGCUCUGUACCAAUGGAAAAGACAAGGGUCGCUUUCUAUCACACAGACAAGCCUUCCAUUCUUUCAAGACCUUGUCUCAUCUGCUGCGACAGGAAACUACUCCAGCUCUUCCACCACGUAUUCCUCAGUCACGAAGGCUGUUCAGGCCUAUGCUGACGGAUUCUUCUCUGUGGUGCAGCAGUAUACUCCCGACAACGGGACUCUGUCUGAACAGUUCAGCCGAGACAACGGCACUCCAACCUCCGCACGGGAUCUGACCUGGUCCUACGCGUCGUUUUUGUCUGCCGUCGCCCGUCGUGGUGGCAGUGUGCCAAGCUCCUGGGGGUCAUCGCGGGCCAACAAAGUGCCAACUCAGUGCCAGCCGAGCUCCGCAACUGGAACCUAUGUUACGCCGGCAGUCACAUCUUGGUAG